AUGACUUCCCUACCUCCAAGACCAACUCCAAAGCCCGGUAGAGUUAAAGUCUAUCGUGCCUUGUAUGAUUACGUUGCCCGAUCGACACAGGAAAUGUCCUUCAAUGAAGGAGAUCUAUUAUAUGUUAGUGAUAAAGGACCAAACGAAGACUGGUUACCAGCAACAUGCGGAGGGAAAAAAGGCUUAGUUCCCGCAAACUAUGUUGUUAGCGAAAACGUGGAAGAGUUACCUAACCCAUUACAUGAUGCAGCUAAAAGAGGGAAUUUACAGUUCCUUGAAGAAUGUUUAGCUAAUGAGGUUUCUGUGAAUAGCCUGGACAAAUCGGGAUCGACAGCAUUAUUUUGGGCUUGUCACGGCGGGCACGAACACAUAAUCACUUUGCUUCUUCAGUGCCCACAAAUAUCCAUUUCAUCACAAAACAAAAUGGGAGAUACCCCAUUGCAUGCCGCCUCUUGGAGAGGUCACAAGGGUUGUGUGGAUAUGCUGUUGGAGAGAGAAGCGAACGUAUGGAUACGUAACCAAGAUAAAAAACUUCCAUUGGACGUUGCUAAGGAUGCUGAUGUAGCCGCAUCGAUUUCGAGACGGAUGAAAAUAGAUACGAAUAAUGUUGAUGAGGAGAAUGACUACGGAUCCAGCUCUGAUGAGAAUUAA
Auanema sp. JU1783 is the source of this 651-nucleotide messenger RNA. The record is from the annotation of a GenBank genome assembly. NCBI's taxonomy places the organism in Eukaryota, Metazoa, Nematoda, Chromadorea, Rhabditida, Rhabditidae.